Molecule: messenger RNA, 2475 nt
Organism: Sphaerulina musiva SO2202
Lineage: Eukaryota; Fungi; Ascomycota; Dothideomycetes; Mycosphaerellales; Mycosphaerellaceae
Exons: 3
Coding region: 50-1603 (517 amino acids)
Source: RefSeq, a predicted model, not a curated record
UUACGAAUCCCCAAUUCAUUUCCAUUGCAAUAGUUUCAAAAUCUUCAAAAUGACCGAUGUCGUUAUACAGACCCGCAAAGGGCCCCUCACAGAAGCACAAGCACUCCAAAGUGAUAUGGACAUGAUCCCUGCGCUAUGUCAAUUGGAUCCCUUGUUCGACUUCCGUGAGCAUCUCGAUUCACGUCGCGCACAGAUUGAGCGCCUUGUUUCCCGCCAUUUGGGCAUCCCGAAAAAUCACGUUGUCCUCGGUGUCGAACGGGAAUGGAUAUCUGGCAGCUUCAAUAUUUGUCUCCCAGUGCACAUCGAUAACAGCAGAAAGCCCAGUCUUCCCCGAAAAGCAAUGGUUCGAUUCCCUCUUCUGUUCAAUAUUGGCGAGUCCUUCUCGCCAGGGAGUGCCGACGAAAAACUGCGCUGCGAAGCCGCCACAUACAUCUGGCUUCGAGAAAACUGUCCUGAUGUUCCCAUACCUCGCCUGCUUGCCAUGGGCUUUCCAGGAGCACAAUCGUUCACAGCCGUGGAGAACGAAUCGACAUUGAACCGAAUACGUUGGCUACUGCGGCGCGGCGUAUCAUGGUGGCGUGGCGAAAUGCUCGCUCCGUUCUUUGCUCACCGCCGCGAUCAACUUGCAGAUCUUGGGUACUUACUAAUCGAAUACGUUCAAGAUGGAGAGAUGCUAUGGCGGAGUUGGCAGGACCACCGCCAUGAUGAACACCGCCGAAGUAAUCUCUAUCGAAGUCUUGCUAAAAUCAUGCUCGAUCUCGCCCAGGUACCACAACCUCGAAUUGGUUCCUGGACAAUGAAUGAUAAUGGCGUGCUUUCGCUCACAAACCGUCCGCUCUCGGAUCUGACCUUCUUCUGGAACAGACACCAGGUCCCGACGGGCAUACCACGGGAUCUCACGUAUACCUCUACCGAGCCAUACGUUCAUGAUAGGCUUGCGUACCAAGAUCUUCGUAUGCGCCACCAGCCUAAUGCCAUUCUCAGUGAAGCGGACGGCCUCUAUCAACUAUCUGCCUUGUCAGCUUUACGCAUUAUGCUUCCACGAUUCUGGGACCAGAAUUCGCGAAAUGGCCCUUUCGUGUUCUCCUUCAACGACCUUCACCAGAGUAACAUCUUUGUCGAUGAAGAUUGGAAUGUUACCAGCAUCAUUGACCUCGAGUUUGCCUGUGUGCAGCCGAUACAGAUGACAUGUAUUCCAACCUGGCUCAAUGGCCGCGGUGUCGAUGAACAGGAGGGUCCCGAUCUGGAAGAUUACUCACAGCUCUAUCACCACUUCGUCGCGAUUCUCGAAGCCGAGGAGAAAUCUCGCCGUCUGUCACACACGUACAGUCAUCAACUGCGAGAGGAUUGGAAGACCGGCAGGUUGUGGUAUAUCAAGGCAUUGGACAGCUUGAAUGGCUUUCCUGCUAUCGUCGAACAGCACUUGCGCCCCAAAUUUUUCGAAAAGUUCGAUUGGAAGAUCGAUGGACUGGCACUGGCACGACUGUGGGAUGAAAAUGUGCUGGAUUUUAUUAACAAAAAAAUCGAGGAUCGUGACCAGUAUGAAGUGCGAAUCAAGGAAAUGUUCGCCAAAGCUGGAAGAGCUCAACAGGUUGAAGGCUAAGUUUUGGUGGGUCCCCUUGGCCGCCAAAUUGGAGAGUACCGACAACCGCAAUGGAAACCACCACAACCAUCCCAAUCCGCUGUCAGAAGGAAGCAAUUUCAUUGUAGGAUCCGGAUAUCCUCGUUGAUCUCCGAAUACCCACCUACCCCAAAAAAUUGCAUCCGAUACAAUCGCCACCACUCACAUAUAACACUCCCCUCGUACACCACGCAGACCUUCAAAACCUUGCCUUACCUACCUCAUCAUCCCAGCCCAGCCCGACCACCGGCCAAAAGAACAGGAGGGCAACGAAACGAAACGAGCGACAGACCAUCUCGCAGCUCCCACCAAAAGAGAAACAGAAAACCUGUUCAAAAUGAAACAAAAAAAUCUCAAUUACCUUAUAUUUCUCAAAUCAUGCAUCGCGGGCUUGUGUGAGCAGCAGCACCUGCGUGGCUACCUUACCUUACCCACCUAUUCUUCACUAGGGUACCUAGGUACCUGAACUUACCGUACCUACUUGGUUGGGCACGCCCGAGUUCGAAGCAUGAAGCAUGCAUGCAUGCAUGAUGGGAUCGAUUCAUCGCGAAUCUGGCUGGGCUUUCAAGUUUUCAGAACUACCUAGCAGGACCUAUGUACCCAGCGCGACUCUGGGCGCUGACGACUCAAGAGGCCGAAGGAAGAAGCCCCAAUUGACGCAAAUCAGCCGUCACAGGAGUCCGAGUACUGUAAGGUGCUUUGCGAAAUAUAACCUAAUCACGAGCAGUAUCAGGAUCAGGAUCAGAAAAGAGAGAGAGAGAGAGAGAGAGAGAGAGAGAGAGAGAGAGAGAGAGAGAGAGAGAGAGAGAGAGAGAGAGAGAGAGAGAGAGAGAGAGAGAGAGAGAGAGAGAGAG